Amoebophrya sp. A120 is the source of this 5511-nucleotide messenger RNA. NCBI's taxonomy places the organism in Eukaryota, Dinophyceae, Syndiniales, Amoebophryaceae. The record is from the annotation of a GenBank genome assembly.
AGGGGUGGUACAUGAGUUAUUUGUGGUUGAAUUGAAUAAAGACUCUAGGAUGUUGUUGUGUAUCGGCAUUUAGGAUCGUUUUCUAGUGGUUUCAAAAGUUUUACUUAUUAUUUCUGGAGCACCAGGCACUAAAAUUGCUCUAGUACAACAACUUGCAACAACAUCUAUUACUCGUGGUGCACCCUGAAUUGAAUUUCGAGAAAGAAGUUAAGUUCUUCUUGGCGAGGUAUUUAUAAGAAAAUUUAAGUUGAGGGAAGAAGAUCCAAAUUGUGAACCAGCAUAACAUAUCAAAUGUAAAAAUGUCUGGGUCUGGAAAAAUGCAAGUUUGUCAUGCUUGUCUGGCAUGACUCUUAAAUCUGUCAUGCACAUCACCAAAGAGCCCCACUUUUCUGUCAUGCAGAAACGUAGUUUGUCAUGCAGAAUAGGCAACACCUAGAAGCUCAGAAACUUGUCAUGCUGAGCCAGCAACUGUGGCCUCCUCAUGAUAUGCCACACAGCAUCACAAGUUUCCAGACCCAGACAUUUUUACAUUUGAUAUAACACAAGUACAACAAAUUCCUUAUCGUCAAGAUGGAUUUCCACCAGCAGCAGUGGAUGUUCGCUUUGGCGACCAUCUCGAUCUUCAUUAUCGAGUGCACAUAUGCCUGGGUCUGGAAGGUUGAACCUGUAUUGCAUGUUUUGCAUUACUAAAAAAUCUGUAUUGCAUAAGCAGCAAAUUAUAAAGCGUCACACUUGUUUCGUCAUGCAAAACCGCAGUUUGUAAUGCGUUCUGCGCAUGAGAAAGCGUUUGAAACAUUUGUCAUGCUGCACUGCACUUACAGGCACAGGCCAUCAUGACCAUUCAACAUUACAAGUUUCCAGACAUCCAGACAUAUUUGCAUUCGAUAUUCAUUUCCAUCGUUCUAUUCGGGUCCUAUCUGGCGAAAAUCCUCCGCGGCAGAAUCUCCCUCUUCGUCCUCGACCUUUUCAACGUCGGUGCGGCUGGGAUGUUCCUCGCCAUGGCCUGCUUCCACAUCAUUCCGGAAGUGGUGAUGGAUUUGCUCACCGCGGUGCAGCAGUCCUCUGCGGAGAAGUGGAAAAGUCUGUAUCUGAGAAAGUUCGAACACGACGGCCACGUACACCACAAGCCCAACGAGAGGUUUUUUCGGGAGUACGGACCGCAGAUAAACCCCCAGAUGGUGGACACUGGGAAUACCAGCCACGGAGCUGCUGCCGGUAACGGCCACGGCCAUUCGCACGGGGACCCGAACACGCCACCGGGCUUUAUGUCCCUUCCCCAUGACGACACGGAGGCACUGGAGGGGAAGUUGCAGUUGAUGGGCGUAACUUUAUUCGGCGGGUACAGCUUGAUUCUCUUUUUCGAACGGGUGUUCGCAUUGUGGUUUACCCCGAAAUCCUCGCCCGCGAAAGAACAUCAGUAUGCAUUGCAAAUAUGUCUGGGUCUGGAAGGUGGUAAUUUGUCAUGGUAAGUCUGAAGCAUACAAAAAUCUGUGUUGCAUGAGAGCCAAAAGCUGUCGCUGUCCUCUUUCGACCAAGUUGGGAGGGAGUUUCUCAUGCAGGAUAGGGAUGGCAGAGACCUCGCAGAGCCUGUCAUGCUAAGUCCCGCAUUCCAGACCUCAUGGGUCAUGGAAAAUCUGCAUGACAAGUUCCACUCUUCCAGACCCAGACAUUUUUGCAUUUGAUAAUCAUCACGCCAGCGGCUGUCACGCGCACGGAAAUAGUUUGGAGGAUGGAGAGGACUUCGAGGAUCAUACGUGCGGGCACUCACACGUGCACGGACAGGGAAAUAAUCACGUUAGUCACGGACACGGACAUCAGCAUGGUGCAGUAUCUGGUGCACAUGACAGCCACGGGCACGACUGCGGAUCACAUAGCCAUGGCUGCCAGCACGACCACAGUGACGAAGAGGAUGACAAAAUCAAAGUCCUUGACGAACCAGAGGCCCCCGAGGAUAUCGAGAACCAACUGACCAGCGGACAUCCGGGCGGCCACCAUUUGCUGCACAAUGAGCAGACGCAACACUUACUCGCCACGCCCAAUAAUCUUCUUUACCCGUCUAGUAGAAUGAGCGACCGGUCGACAGCAAGUAAAAAGUCCAAAGUCGGGAUUGACGAUUCGGCGAUAAAAUCAAAAGAAAAUCAUGGAAGAAUCAGUAGCAAAUGUAAAAAUGUCUGGGUCUGGAAACUUGUAAUGCUGCGUUGGGAAUAGCGAAUGUUCUGUAAUGCACAGCCAAGCAUGAGAAAUAUCUGCGCUUCUUUGUGUUGCGUUUUUCGCAUGACAAACUGCGUUUUUGCAUCACAGGCAAGAGGGUCUCUUCUUGGACACGCAUCACAAACUUUUUAGUCAUGCCAAACUAGCAUGACAAGUCUCGCAAUCUUCCAGACCCAGACAUUUUUGCAUUUGAUAAUCAGCAACGCUCCCUCAGGCAACCACUACAUCCACGGAAGGGGUAGCCCCAGAAACAGCAUUUUGUCCCAGCAAAGGCGAAAAUCCAAUUACUCCCACUACGUUCACGAGCACCACCACCAUUCCGACGAGGACCUCGGUUGCCACGGCCACGACAACCACGGGCACCAACACGGAGUUCCGCUCGGCGCAAGCACCAUGUCCGCGGUUUUCCUCAUGCUCGCGCUGUCAUUACACGGGGUGUUUGAGGGGUGGGCAGCGGCUUCGACCUUUAAGGGGACGAACCCCUGGUCGAACGGAAUGGCGACGGUGGUAGCGUUAGCCGCGCACAAGUGGGUGGAGGGGUUUGUGUUGUCUUUGUCGCUGUUGAAAGCGGACUUCGACGGGUGUAAAUUCUUUUUGUUGAAUUUCCUCUGCGCCUGCAGCAGUCCGAUCGGGGUGAUUAUUUACACGGCGGCACACAACGUGGCGGAGGAGCAGAUGCAAAUUAUUGGGCCGUAUUUGAACGCUCUGGCGUGCGGGACGUUGAUCUACGUAGGAGUAACGGAAAUUGUGCCGGAAGUGUUUGAGUGCGACACCGCGAAAAGCGCGAGCAAGGCGGCGGCGAAGUUUUUGGUAUAUGAGAAUGGAGAUUGUUUGUUUCUCAACAUGUUGCUAUAAAAGGUGGUCGUGGUAUAGGUGGUUGCAAUUACUUAUUUUUCAACUUCGCUUGCUGCUGCAGUAGUGCUACUAGUGCAGCAAAAUGACAGUGUUGCAACAUACUCGUCGUUUAUUGAAGUGGAACAAGUUGUCAUGCAUUUGUUGCGACGCGAUCUAGUGUCUGGUUCUGAAUCGUCAUCAAAAAAAAAAUCGUACUAUUAAAACAGACCUUCGUGGCAGCGGGCGCGGGGCUCAUGGUUUUCCUGUACUACUUUCACGAGUGCGACCAUUCGAAUUCUUCACCAACACUAGAAACCGGUGCAGAGCACCAGGAAACGGGCGACGAUGGGCAGCCGGUGUGGUGCGAUUGCAGCAAUCUGUCGCAGUUGCUAGAUUCUCUGUUGAAGAUGUUUGCGAGACCGGAGAUUAAGAACGCAAUGGACAACAUGAAUUAAGACGACAAUGAAUAAUGUUGAUCCGGAGGUGACAUCUUCUCCGCUCGUCUCCUGCGCAUAACAGCAUGGAGAAAGGUUAUCUUCUGCCGAAGAAAAAAGCGACAAACGGAAAAAUUUGGGACGAUACGAUACUCAAUCCUGCGACACGACUUCUUUACUUUUAACUUUUACUUUUGCAUCAAAAGCAGGGUUUUCAUCCCCAGCCGCGGGGAGAGAAUUCCUCUAUGACUCGUCUUUUAUUUGGGAAUUUAGCACAUGUUUGCUUGUCUCUAUACGGGAGGAUAAAUUUUUUUUUCCCGAAAAUUGCUGGCAGCCGGCAAAAUAGAACAGCAACAGCAGCAGAUACUAAAAACUACACAUGAGAAGUUUAGUUCCUUCCUUCAGAAGUCCUCUGCAAGAAGUUCUUUUUAUCCUCAGUCUUCCUGUCGUGCAGGAGUAGUCGCAUUUUUCCAGUGAUUGCUUUUGUCAUGCGGGAAGGGCCUGUUACUUAUACUUUCGACCACUAGAACUAUCCCUCUUUCUCCGAACCUAUAUUGUCGCACUGUAGGAGGUCGUUUUGCUAAAAAUACAGAGCCAAUUUGCAACAACUACUGUAGCGCGUUCUACUAGACAGAGUGCAUCUAAUCUUCGAAGUUUUCGUUUCGAAGCCUGUCUGUUAGAUGUUUUACCGCCAUAACAAGCACAGAAAUAUAGCGGCCUCUUACAGUCGACAAGCACCUCGAGUGGUUUUUUAAGUCCCUUUUCACUGCCCAUUUUUUAUCUAUGCCGCACCAGCAGAAAAUGGUUUUUGCCGAUGCACAUCUUUUCUCAGAGUUCUAUAGGACCUUUAUAGCAGAACAACCAGAUUGUGACCCGGGUUUUGCUUUUGCAAUGAAAACCCAACAUAAGUAGUUAGAGGCUUCAAUUGCAACAGCACGAAGAACAAAAAAAGCGCAUGGACCUUCGACGCAAGAACAAAUUACAGGUAGUUUAAAACAGGUAGAAAAUAAAGUAUUUAGUGGUUAAGUUUUGCAUAAUGCCGGAGAUUUUGCAAAAAUAUGAGGAGGCUAUAGAAAAAACAAAAAACGUAAACGAAUACAAACCUCCUGAAACUACGAUGUAUAUAAGCCAGAGUCCACGUUUUCGUCCAGGCGACUCGAAGCCGAGUCGGGUUUUGUAGCUGGUUCUACUACCGAAUCAGCAUGAAGUAGGAGCUACUACAAACACCUGUAGAUGCACGCAGUUGUCCUAGUAAGUACUUCGACUGGCGCCACAAAAAAAUCGAGCUGUCAUUGGUCUAGAGAACACAGGUGUAGUACUAUUGAAGUGCCACAGAUAAAAAUUUAGAAGAAGCUGGGUUUGAUGCUGACCUACGUACUCAUCUGCAUACAUCUCAAAACCCGCCCAAAUGCAAAAAAAUAUAGCACGAUCAUUUCGUAUCGUAUUGUGCACUAUGACAAUGAACAUCUCUUUGUCUUUCCUCAGAGUGGUUUAGUACUGUUAAAUCCAUCGCACUAAUGAAUUGCAGUGAAGAAGUUCUUGGGGCUUCAAAUUUUUUGAGAAAACAGCGCAACCCGAACAAGCACAACUACCCUAGGUGCAGUAAGUAUGAACACAACGUCGAAAACUACAGAUAUGCAGGAGUGGUCUAGAGGUACAUACGCCCCCUCGCCGACACGCGGACCAUACUGUACUUUUUUCUCAAAAGAAUUUCACUUCCUGCAAGCAAACGGUAAUGCCGCACGGGAAAAAUGGAUGAAAAAUCAAAACCACUCGACCUCCCUAGCGGCCCUCGCAGAAAAAGAGGGAGAGGGAACCGCUGGUGGGGGGAAAAAGAGCUGACGUGCGCUAGUGCUCUGCUCCUCUCUGCAAAGUUCUUUUCAAUGAGACAAAAAUGCGUCUUCAAAAAUGUCUGCUCAAUUUUGUUUUUUUAGAUGACAAUGAAGAAAGCUCUUUAGUUCUUCGAUUUGUCUUCUCACAGUUAGUGCAACAUCGUGUUGUGCAGGAGUAAUGGCGUGCGCGUGAUUGAAAU